CGGUGUGCUGGAUUGUGCGAUGUCUUUGCUGAUGAUGGCGGCUGUCAUGUUGGGCUGGUCGAGAACGUUGCGGACGUACAUGGUCUACCUGUGGAUACGUUACCUUUUCUGCCUUGGUCUGUGGUUGAUUAUCUGGAAGGCAUUCGGUAACUCGGAGCAGAUCUCGGAGCCCUACAUGCCAUUCUCCGUGUGGUGUCUGGUGCUGCUGCUGUUCAGUGUCUAUUACAGCCUUGAGCUCUGGAUAAUGAAGGGCACGUAUGAUGCCAUCAACCUCGAGUGUAGCAUCCGCGAACAGAAUGAUGCUGCUUGCUGUCCCUCACUGUGUGCGGGAGGAUUUAUGGCCUAAAGGAAAUGGGGAACAAGUUCCG
This is a messenger RNA of Anopheles darlingi, 368 nucleotides long. RefSeq lists its product as uncharacterized. The record is from RefSeq and is a predicted model, not a curated record. Lineage: Eukaryota; Metazoa; Arthropoda; Insecta; Diptera; Culicidae. The coding region runs from base 20 to 346 and encodes 108 amino acids. The transcript has 3 exons.